This is a messenger RNA of Aspergillus steynii IBT 23096, 2214 nucleotides long. RefSeq names its product glutamine synthetase family protein. Lineage: Eukaryota; Fungi; Ascomycota; Eurotiomycetes; Eurotiales; Aspergillaceae. The transcript is spliced from 5 exons. Gene Ontology annotation, molecular function: glutamine synthetase activity. The record is from RefSeq and is a predicted model, not a curated record. Bases 327 to 1781 code for a protein of 484 amino acids.
AUGCCAGCGAUGCUGCAUUUCUGCAUUGCUGCGUGUCCUCAUCCGGACUGUGGGAGUGAACACAAUUGAGCAGAUAACAGUCGGUCGCAUGACCUUUAUCGGCGAGACGGUCCAAUCGACAGAGAUGCCGUAGCUUAAUCUUCUUCCUAUACCUGUUCAGUCCAGCUCGGCGCUGCGUGAUCACCGCCCCGAUAAGCCGCCUCAGGCCCACUUUCGGUUGUCCUCGUCCUCGUCAUCUCCUCUCCCCUCUUCCUCUUACCUGUCUCCAUUGUUCUGUGAGUCUGCAUAUCUGAAUUUCAGGAGUUCCAUACUAAUUGCCUAGCAACAUGUCCUCCCCCACCGUCACCCUCGAUAAUGUCGCCGACAUCCUCCAAAACGACACCCGUGUCAAGCUGGCCGGUGUUGACGUCGACGGCCAGCUGCGCGGCAAACUAGUGUCCAAGAAGAAGUUCCUCUCCAUCGUCGCCGAUGGCUUCGGGUUCUGUUCGGUGGUGUUUGGCUGGGACAUGCACGACCAGACAUACUUCAAGGAGCUAUCGAUCAGCAACAGAGACAACGGAUAUCGCGAUAUCGUCGCCGUGCCGGACCUGAGCAGUUUCCGCCGUAUCCCCUGGGAAAAUAAUGUGCCAUUUUUCCUCGUCAGCUUUCAUGAUCCAGAGACGAGGGAGCCCGUGUGCGCGUGUCCGCGCGGUCUGUUGAAGACAGCGCUCGGCAAGGCAGAGAAGGCUGGUUAUCGUGCGAUGGCUGGAGCCGAGUACGAGUUUUAUCAGUUCCGCGUCCCCGGAGAACAUGCGACCCCCGAGCGAAAUGCGUCGUCCACCGCUACCUUCCUCAAAGAGAACCCCGUCGAGUCGUUGCCGUCCCUGACGGAGGGAAUGUUCGCAUACAGUCUGACGCGACCAAUUCACAACCAGGAUUACUAUUACGGAGUAUAUGACGCCUGCGAGCAGUUCGAUUGCGAGAUCGAGGGAUGGCAUACUGAGAGCGGACCGGGCGUCUUCGAGGCUGCACUACAAUUCGGGGAGGCCAAACAGAUGGCUGAUAAAGCGGGACUGUUCAAGUUUGUGGUCAAGUCCAUCGGCACGAAGCAUGGGAUUACUCCGUCCUUCAUGGCGAAGCCUCGUGAGGGCCUACCGGGGAACAGCGGACAUAUGCAUAUUUCUCUCGUCGGGAGCGACGGGCAGAAUGCCUUCCUCCGCAGCACUCCCGAUCCGUCGCCGCCGUACCCCGACGUCGCGCACCUGUCCGACCUAGGCCGCCACUUUUUGGCCGGCGUUCUGACCGGGUUACCGGAUAUAAUGCCGCUCUUCGCUCCGACGAUUAACUCCUACAAACGCCUGGUCGAGAAUUUCUGGGCUCCGGUGACGGUGUCCUGGGGUUUGGAGCACCGUGCCGCCUCAGUUCGACUGAUCGCACCGCCGACGGCCAGCCCGAAGGCGACGCGACUGGAGGUGCGCGUGCCGGGCGCAGAUGCCAACCCGCACUUCGUUCUGGCGGCCGUGGUCGCAUUGGGAUGGCGCGGAGUCGAGAAGAAGCUGGCGAUCCCGGUGCCGCCGCUCUCGAAGGGCGAGGAUAUGGGCGGUGCCAGCGACCAGGGAGUACGGUUGGCCAAGUCGCUGCGAGACGCAACGACGGCAUUUAUGCGCCCAGACAGCGUGGCACGCGAGGUGUUUGGGGAUGCCUUCGUUGAACAUUUCGGAGGCACUCGCGAGCAUGAAGUGCGGCUGUGGGAAGAGGCGGUUACCGACUGGGAAGUGCGGCGGUACAUCGAGACGGUCUAGAACCGGAGGGCACAUGCGCCGCGACGAGGACCGUCCGGGUGUUUGCCUGAAGCCUCCGAGGGUUUCCGAGUGCGGACAAGACUUGAUCACAUGUGAGCCUGAGGCGUUCACAUGUUGGAUGUGUGUUCGACUGGUCUGGGGAAGUCGAUACCGUGGAUGCCGUCGGGGUGACUGUUUUUUAUAUUUAGUUGUUCUCCCCACUGGAUGGGAGAGAACGAGACGACGGGACGAGGCACUGAUGAUUGACGAGGAGGAUGUAGAGAGCUCGACGACACCUGAGGCAGCCAUGACGUGAAACCGCGGCAGCCUCUCGGGUGUGGGGAGCUUUGCAGUCUGGGGCAGUUGUCCCUCGGCUGAGGGGAGGCAUAGAGAUAGAUGCUUAAUAUACAUUACUCGAUUCCGAAUGGUCACUCUUAUCAAUCGGUGGGCGGCG